Corythoichthys intestinalis (scribbled pipefish) is the source of this 1241-nucleotide messenger RNA. It is a transcript of the gene pigx, whose product is annotated as phosphatidylinositol glycan anchor biosynthesis, class X. Gene Ontology annotation, cellular component: endoplasmic reticulum membrane. The record is from RefSeq and is a predicted model, not a curated record. The coding region runs from base 236 to 973 and encodes 245 amino acids. Gene Ontology annotation, biological process: GPI anchor biosynthetic process. The transcript is spliced from 6 exons. Lineage: Eukaryota; Metazoa; Chordata; Actinopteri; Syngnathiformes; Syngnathidae.
CCGUGGUGUUAACAUUAAAUUCGGAGUGUAUUUGGUUUUGUUUUUUCUGUCGCAAAGAAAUCUUCCGCAUUUUAUUCGUUUAAUUUUUGAUCGAGAUUACUUUUAAUUAGGCACUACUAUACCCUCCUUGAUGCUUCGAAGGGGUAUUUGAUUCACACUUCCGCAAACAGAAUACAGCUGGAUUAUUCCAUUUUGUCUUUAAUAGAUAAUAUUUCUCACUCACACGAAGAAUUUGAUGAAUUUUACACUUUCAUAUCCGACUGUUUUGGUGAUUUUAUUAACAUGUCAUUUUAUUGUGAAAGGCGAAAACAAUUGCAGUGCUCUAAUGCAGUUGCUCCAGUCAACUGGAGUUUCACUAGAGAUCAAGAACAAAGGUUUUCACAGAGAGGUGGAGACAACAGUUGAACUCUGGCCUGGUGCGUUCAGGGACGUCCGGGUUUUGCUUCUUUACAGUUGGCCAAGGGGCAUCUAUGUGGACCCCUACCAGCUUGCAUUCCUCAGUGAUGCAGUUAAUUGGCAGAUAUUAGUGGAUUCCACCAUUGACCUGGAGGUGCCUGCACACAAAGCUUCCACAUUUGUCACCUACGUUUAUCCGUCCUUUAGUGAGGAAACCCCUGACAAGCUCAAAGUUAGCAUCCCCAUCCAUGGCCGCUAUCACCAGCCGUCCUUUGUUGGGAAAACCGUUGAAUCCAUUGCUAUAGAACCACCGAAGCUUCUUGUACGCACUGAGGAAUGUUUACAACUCGGUAAUUUGGAGCCCCACAUGGCAACACGUGCACCGUGCAGUGCCGACAAUGCCAGCAGGUGUCUGUGGGUUCAAGUGCAACAUAAGCAGUGGCCUGGUGCCCAAACUUUGCUUUUACCGGUGGGAGACGGUUCUCUGGUGGUGCCGGUGUGCGGCGUUACAAUGGUGGUCACCAUGAUCUGCUGUUUGCUGCUUUCGAAAUAUAUGUGGAAGCAUCGAAUUUUGUAAAAUGUGAUGGUUUCUGUGUCUUUUUAACUCUGGGCUGCCAUUAAAGGUGAUAGACGCCUAUUUCAUUUGAAGUGGAAGGGUUGGCAGAGAAUGAACAACUGUUCAGUCGCAGCCACUCUCCCAGUUCAAAUGGAUUGGACAAUUAACAGCAGAAGGAUGAAAAGCGCCACAUGAUUAGACUUAUUGUCAAUGGCGCUGAAAGUUGAUAUUUUGUUGAUGAUAAUUAUAAUUAUUUCAAUGUGAAUAAAGUGGUGCCGAUUUUAAUUGA